Guillardia theta CCMP2712 is the source of this 651-nucleotide messenger RNA. RefSeq lists its product as hypothetical. Lineage: Eukaryota; Cryptophyceae; Pyrenomonadales; Geminigeraceae. The record is from RefSeq and is a predicted model, not a curated record. The transcript is spliced from 8 exons. The coding region runs from base 1 to 651 and encodes 216 amino acids.
AUGUCAGUCUGGGGCGAUGAAGUGAUACGUUCCAGCUACGUCCCGACGUUGCCCCAUGCUCUUCGGCUGAGGGGAGGAAUACGCGGUCUGCUGGAGCCAGAGAGCUUUAGCUCAUUCGUCUCGGAAGGAGAAUUUGUGGAGGAUAUAAGCUCGGAUCACGUGGAAGAUCCGAUAGACUUGGAAGAAGACAAUGCUUGGAAGAAAAGAGAGUGGGCAACGAAGCUGUUGCCGGCAACACAAUCGAAGUCGAAGUUCGAUGGGUUGAAUCCGAAUAUGACGAUAGGGGAGUUUCUGUAUGAAGAGAAAAUCAAAAAGAAAAUGGCAGAAUAUGAGAAGUUGAAGCGCGAGCAAGAAAAAGAUAAUUUCCUGGAGAUGUUCUCACUAGAUUCAACAUCCGAUCAGUUCUGCGAGUGUCUAAAAGGAAGGAACGAAGAAAAGAAAGAGUCUUCAGGUUUCUAUGACUCCUGUGAAUUGAGAGACGAGAAAUUCACCAUUCCAACCUCUUGGGAAAUGACUGACAGCGAUCAACAAUUCAGCGAUGGAUACAGGAUGUUUUACAAUCUGACUCAGAUGGUCAAGCAGUACAAGAAUGACACAGACGAGGAAGAUGCUAUGCUCUCGAUGCAGAAGACGAUUCUUAAGCACUUAUGA